CAGAGAUUCGACUCGAGCCAUGCUGAACCGCUGUCUAGUGGAGACGGUUCUGCCCGCUACUAAAGGGCCAAACUAACACGGUCAGGCCACCCGGCUCUGGACACCCGUGACACUAACUGAGGCUAUUCUUACUGCUUGACUGUGCACACACAUCGAAAUAGUAUACUUACCCCUAAACCAAACGCCACUCCGUCCGACGUCGUGAUAUGUAUACCGAGCGACCCUCCUGGACCCUGACGGGUCUUUGUCUCCCUGUCGUUUGCUCUCUUCCCGCUCUGUCGAACAAUCUCUACGUCAAUCCAACGGCACCGUUGUCAUGAUGUCCAGGUAACCCGAAGUAGAACACGAACUCUUGAGGAAUCGCUUGUGGGUGCCUGUACUAUCGUGCAUAUAAUGGAGGAUCGCAGCGGGCUGGUGCUGGGUGUGGCUGUCUUAUUCUUUGCCUUAUCUUGGAUCGCCGUCGGCCUGCGCAUCUACUGCUGUGGAUGGAUUAUACGCUCUUUCAGGGUCGAUGACAAGCUCAUGGUUGGUCUCAUGUUCGUUUAUACCGCCUACCUUAUCACACUGUUUCAAGGCGUUCGUUACGGUACUGGUCGACACAGAGUCGACCUCAGCCAGGAAGACAACCGCAAUGCGCUCAUGUUCUGGUACAUCUGCGAACUACUCUACAUCAUCUCUACAUGUCUUCUCAAGAUCUCCGUCGGUUACUUCCUCCUGCGGGUCUCCAUCCGCCGCGUCCACAUAUGGAUUAUCCGUCUCCUUAUGCUCGGCACCAUACUUUUCGGUACCGCGUUCUUCUUCCUGGUCAUGUUCCAGUGCACGCCCAUACCAACCUUCUGGGAGCAGUCACCUCGCGUGCCGGACAAGUGCCUUAGCAAUAGCGUCGUCUUCAUCACCACAUACACAGCAUCAAUCAUCAACUGCCUUGCUGACUGGGCUUUUGCGAUCCUCCCGCUCUUCAUCCUCUGGUCACUCUCACUACCCAAAUGGACCCGGAUUCUUGCCGUCGCCAUCCUGUGCUUUGCCGCCAUCGGCCCUGUUGCGACCAUCAUCCAAUCGGUCUACAUACCGACCCUCCUCGACGGCGACGAUUUUCUAUGGUCCACGACCGACCUCGCCCUUUGGAGUACCGUCGAGCCCGGCAUCGGCAUCACGGCCGCGUCCAUCGCCACCCUACGCCCCCUGUGGCAACUAUUGGGGAACCGUCCCGUUUCGGGUCCCCAAACGCCUCGUUCCGUAGCCUGGCGAGAGCAUUUCCAGGCGAAGCCGGGCUACGUUCGGAGCGACGGGUCCGAUCCGCGUCAAGAUCCCCUAGAACCUAUGCCAAACUAUGUUUCUCACGACGAGUAUGAGGCAGAGACGGGUUUCAUGUUCCAGUCGGAGUUGCCGCCCGUCCACAUUUCGCAGAACCGCUUCAGCUUGUCGACGACCUCGCACCGGAGCCGCCGGAGCCGCUCGAGCAGGUAUUUCGAGACAGCUCCACCCGCGGAAGAUGAAAGUAGCGAAGGCCACAGGCGGAGCGCUGAAAACGUACCGAACGAUGAUGUGGAAUCAUUGGUCACGUCCCGCGAGGACGGCGAUGGCGCUCAAUGGCUGUGCCCCCCCCGUUCCCACGACAGAUACGAGGACUACGACUUUGAGACCGAAGACGGGUUCAACCUGACGCUGAUGGCUACAACUCAGGGCGCCCCGACCAUCAACUGGUCCAGUCCGCGCGUGUCGACCAUCUCCAUGGGUUUCGCCCCGUCCCGUCGCAAUUCGGCGCAAUCCGCCGCUCCGUCAUGGGGCCUCAGCAAGUGCAACGGCACGAGCAGGAUCAGCAGGAUGAGCGGCUCGGUUGCCAAUCACCGUAGCAGCUUUGGGACGAGCAAAGUGAGCUGGCGCAGCAAUACGUUACACAAAAACGGCAGCAUCAGGGCCAGCAGCAUCGGGGCCAGUAAGCUCAGGGCCAGUAGGCUCAGCAGCGUCAUCAACGCCAACCAGGCCACUGACGGCCGCGCCAACACGGACAGCUACGCCGGGACACUGGCCAUCAGCAGGGACCCGAGCCCGAACCCGAGCCGGCGCGGCAGCAGCGUCAGCGGCAGCGAGAGCAAGUCCGACCGGCAAGACUCGCGAGGCCGGACGCCGCCGCGGGCGAGCGGCCACUACGCCCUGGGGUCCCAGUUCCUGGCGCCGCCGGCGGUAGACUUCCAGAUGCCGAGCCCCCCUCCCAGCGUGUGGCGGGGCAGCGUCACCGCCGGGGACGCGACCGACUCGGCGCAGUGGCUCUCAUCCAAGAUGGUGGACCACCUCGAGCACCCGGAUCCCAUGUAGCAGUAGCAGG
This is a messenger RNA of Colletotrichum navitas, 2326 nucleotides long. RefSeq lists its product as uncharacterized. The transcript has 4 exons. The record is from RefSeq and is a predicted model, not a curated record. Bases 394 to 2316 code for a protein of 640 amino acids. NCBI's taxonomy places the organism in Eukaryota, Fungi, Ascomycota, Sordariomycetes, Glomerellales, Glomerellaceae.